GUUUACAAUUUCAUUAUAGGUUCAUUUGUUACGGUUAGCCUAGGAUAUUCUGUAAAACAAAUUGAAUUCCCAAAACAACAAUAAUGCAAUUGCAACUAUUGUUCGCCGUAUGGGUGAUCUGCACUGUGAGUAAAGUAUGCGGAGAUUUUGAUUCGCGCUCUUCUCAUCCCUGUAAACCCAAGUCGGACGGUCAUCGGAUUGGACAUUUGGACGAGUUGGGAUGCCAAAGGCCACCGUUAGGACACAUCACUGAAUAUUUUGAAGCUCCGACCCCGCGUGAACUUUGGGAGAACCACGUACUGCCAUAUAAGCCUGCUGUAAUACGAGGUGCUCUACACGGGUCUCCCGCGCUUUCACUUUGGGACGAUUCGUACCUGAUUGACACAUAUGGAGACCAAGAGGUUUUGAUCGAAAAAAAAUAUGAAGACAGAAAAAGCGAGCCGAAACGAAUGCCUAUCAGAGAUUUUAUUAACAAUUACCGAAAGGAAAAUUGGUACGUAGUGUCUUUACUUCCGAAUGCGAUGAGACGAGACGUCCGGGUUCCGAAACCACUAAUGUGCAGCACGUUCCGAAAGAAUUUGGCAGAGUUAAAUUUGUGGAUUGGAACACAUGGCACAAGAUCUAUGUUACAUCACGACGCAGAUAAUAUAAUGCACUGUGUCGUUUCUGGUUGGAAGGAUUGGAUUUUAAUUCACCCAGAUUACAAGUCAAAACUCGACAUGGUUGUCGGACGAGAAGCGCAGGCAUCGGGAUUUUCUCACUUAAACGUGGAUCGAAUUGACGAAGACUUGAACCCGGAGGUAUGGGACGUUCCUUGGCUAUACGCUACCAUAAGAGCGGGCGAUUGUUUGUAUUUACCCUACAGAUAUCUUCACCAAGUGCGUUCCUACGAGCGAUCAAUUUCCUCGACAUUUUUAUUUUAUCCCAAUGACGAUUUUUCGGAUUCCGAUUGCAAAGAUGUUGACUUGAAUGGCUACCUGAGUUUGAAUGAUACAUAUGUGUACUGGACUUAUGAGAACGGACAGGAAACGGUCGAUAUGGGAUACAUGAACCCGGUUUUGGUCAGGGACGAGAUUAUUGCAGCCGCAAAAGCAACUGGAAAGUCAAAAAUUAAUAUGAAAAUGUUCUUUUAUCUGAGUCUUAUUUUGUACGGCGAGAUGGGUAUUGAAGCUGGCCCGAGGACAACUGUAAUUUUCAAAGAACUAGAUCACGAUAAAGACAAAUAUAUUACGAUAUCGGACAUGAAAAACGCGGACAUAGAAAUUUGGAAACAAUGGUGCCGUGACUUGGAUAGUCCCCACGGACCGACCAAAACACAGGCGACUCAAAGUAAACAACUUUCUGCCGAGACUUCUGCGUUUGCAAAACGACUUAACGAUCGACAUGUCGAUUCCAGAUAUGCUUUGUAUUUUCUUCAAUUUUUAUUGAGAACCAAAGGUUCUAAUGGCCAAAUAACUUUUCCUGAAUUUAAAAAAUGGGUUGAAGUACAAGUUGGAACGCCGAGCGACGCAUUUUUACUUUUUGAUCAUGAUUUUAACGGCAUCGUCUCAACACAGGAACUUGACAACACAACCCAGAAGCGUCUCCGGGAUUUUAGUCGAAUGUAUUACUCAAUGGCUGGUACUAAUAUAAAUGGUGGCGGUCUAUUCAGUGAUGAGGUCGAAGCGAGAGACAUGAGUUUUCUAAAAGAUUUAAAUCAAAUUCCAAAAAGACUUCUUGCGGAUGAGAAUGAUAACUCUGCCUUCGAAAUCGAAAAAUUCAAAUUGCAAACAAUUCUGGAUCUUUUUAAAAAUAUGAAAAACAGCGUACAACAAGGAAAAACGAUGGAUUUGAAGCAACUGCUAAUUGAAGUAAAAAAUUCCGAUUUAUUGGAAGUUUUUGAAAUCGAAAAGUUCGAUGGAAAUAUUGCUUUUUCAUUUAUUGAUAGAAAUGACGACGGAGUGUUAUCAAUAGAAGAGCUCGAUUUCUACAUGUCGAAUGACGUAAUGAAUAUCGAAGAAGCCAAAGACGAAGAUCCUUUCCGUGCCAACGAUUUAAUUAUAAAAAUGCUGAGCAACAUGAAUAUGGCGAGCGAAUAUCUAGAAAAUUUAAAGAAAAGAUGGAAACAGAGAAUGAAGAACAAGGAUGCGUAUGAACCAGAAGAGAUUAAGACAAAUUUAAAACCCGAGAAAACAGAAUUGUAAACAAAAAUGUUUAUACUGCAGGGUGGUCGCUGAAAAAGCAGAAAUUUGAAGGUCAGAUGAGAUCACGAAUAAAAUGCGUAUAGGUUCAAUUGAAACUAUAUUCCACAAGUUGACAUUUGUAACGUUAGACGAGCUUGGACUUCUAGGUUAAGACACUGCUCUGAUGAAGUUCACGGGUGUUCAUUUUGAGUGUAAUAUGACAUAUGCCUUUGUAAAGGUUAUUUUUUGUAAAAAAGACUAACUGUUUGACAAAUUCCUUGUUUUUCUAGCGACCACCCUGUAUAUCUGUUUCAUCUAUUCACUGUUAACCAUUACUCAGAAAGUUUCUUCAACAUAUGCAUAUUAAUUACGUUUACUGGAAUCGAAUAAAAUUUACAAUGAGGCA
This is a messenger RNA of Styela clava, 2568 nucleotides long. RefSeq lists its product as uncharacterized. The record is from RefSeq and is a predicted model, not a curated record. Lineage: Eukaryota; Metazoa; Chordata; Ascidiacea; Stolidobranchia; Styelidae. Gene Ontology annotation, molecular function: calcium ion binding.